Molecule: messenger RNA, 1708 nt
Organism: Erigeron canadensis
Lineage: Eukaryota; Viridiplantae; Streptophyta; Magnoliopsida; Asterales; Asteraceae
Product: zinc finger protein CONSTANS-LIKE 6
Exons: 2
Coding region: 126-1511 (461 amino acids)
Biological process (GO): regulation of DNA-templated transcription
Cellular component (GO): nucleus
Molecular function (GO): zinc ion binding; protein binding
Source: RefSeq, a predicted model, not a curated record
GUAAAAAGUGCAUACAGUGGGACUCCACCCACUAACCAAAAACCUCUACAAUCCCAUCAUAUUAAUCAUUUCAUACAAAAUAAUAUAUAAGUUCCCACGCACAAUAUUUGAGACCCCCUACCCAGAUGGUCUCAUCAUCAGCUGAUAAAAAACUGGCCAACAUUGUAGGAGGAAAAACGGCGAGGGCUUGUGAUAAUUGUAUAAGAAAGCGUGCUCGGUGGUAUUGUGCCGCCGAUGACGCUUUCUUGUGUCAAUCUUGUGAUGGUUCAGUUCAUUCGGCGAACCCUUUGGCUCGCCGACAUGAAAGGGUUCGUCUAAAAGUAGCUUCUUUGAAGCUAUCAUCUUUAGACAAACCUGAUCAUGAACCACCUCCGUGGCAUCACGGUUUCACAAAGAAACCAAGGACCCCACGGGGUGGUAAGCAUGCGUCUGUAGUUAAUAAUAAACAGCAGACGCAAAAAUCGGAAGAAAGUAGCAUGAUGAGCUUCAUUAAUCCGCUUCAUUUAGUCCCGGAGAUUGGUAGCGAUGAAGCCGCGUGCAACUUAACUUCCGAAGAUGAGCAACUUCUAUACCAAGUCCCGGUAUUCGAUCCUUUUGCAGCUGAGCUUUGUCAUUCGGGGAACUCGAAUACUGAGGUGGCGGCGUCUCCUCCUCCUCCUGCUAAACAAACUCCAGAGGGCCCCACAACUGAUGAUGAUACAAAUAAUAAUCAUGCUGGGGGGAAAGUAACGUUCGAUUUGAAUAGUUUGAACGGUUUAAUACUUCCAUCUGACAUGGAACUAGCCGAGUUCGCGGCGGAUGUGGAGAGUUUGUUAGGAAAAGGACUCGAUGAAGAAUCUUUCGCGAUGGAAGGGUUAGGGUUAUUAGAUAAUGACCAUCAUCAUCAUGAAAAAGUGAAAGUUGAACUACAAGACCAUGAUAAUAAUGAUCAGAGGGAGAUGAUGAGAGAGCCUUUUCAGUUGAGUUUCGAUUACGAUUCGCCUUUAUGGGACGACAAGGUGGCGAUGCAAAGUGGUUAUCAUCAUCAUGGGAAUAAUAAUAAUUAUACAGUGAAACAAGAUGAAGAUGAUGAUCAACAUAUCGUUGAUAUAGAUAUUGACAAGUUUGAUGAUGAUGACGAAAAGAAUAAGAAUAAACGAAUAUUGUUGAAGUUAGAUUAUGAUGGAAUCAUUGCUGCUUGGGAUGAAGAAAGAUCUCCAUGGACCACCGGUGACCGGCCGGAUUUGGAUCCUGAUGAUUGUUGGCCUGAUUGCAUGGGCGGGUGUGGAAUGAUGCAUCAGCAUCAUCAAUAUCCAUAUGGAGAAAUGGGGAUGAUGACCGGGAAUCCGGCAAUGUUAGAUGGAGGGCGAGAGGCGAGGGUGUCAAGGUACAGAGAAAAGAGGCGAACAAGGCUGUUUUCGAAGAAAAUCAGGUAUGAGGUACGGAAACUAAACGCGGAGAAGAGGCCUAGAAUGAAGGGGAGAUUUGUAAAACGGGCGUCUUCUUCAAUCAGUGUCGUUUCCUUUGCUUAAUUAUUACGAGUAGCAGUAAAUAGUACUUAAUUAACAAUAACGACUACAUAUCUUGCUAACCUACAUCCAUCCCAUGUUAAAUUUUUGUAAGUUAAGCUAUAUAUGUGUAAUUAGGUCUUUCCAAAUUAAGAAUGUUCAUAUAUAUAAAUUCAAUAAAUGAAAUACAAGAGAAACAAUCGUACGUGUUUUGCAAUUAA